CUUUUCUGUGGCAAGAGCUCUAGUUCUCUCUUCCACCUCUGUUUCUCAACCUUGGUCAAUCUCAUUUGUGCAAUUGCUCUCGCCAUUGUUUUUCUCUCUUGCGCAUUGCGCAGUCCUCGCUCCUUGCUACAACCAUGUCAGCCUCGAUAUCCGGCAAUCGAGAUCUCCCUACAUCCAGGCAUGAUCUGAGUACGUACUGGGGUAGAGUCAAGCAGGCUGCGGAAAUCUCAGACCCCAGGACGCUCUUUGUCUCCUCUGCUGGUCUGGAUAAGGCCAAAGGCCUCGUCGCCUCGUAUAAAGCUGGCCAUGUACCAUCGAUGACACCGGAGUUGUGGUGGGCGAAAAGAAUCAUCGAUUCAACUUUGCACCCUGAUACCGGUGAACCAGUCUUUCUCCCCUUUCGCAUGUCAUGCUUCGUUCUGUCCAACUUGAUUGUGACUGCGGGAAUGCUCACCCCCGGCCUCGGUACAAGAGGCAUCGUGCUCUGGCAAAUUGCCAACCAGUCUCUAAAUGUCGCCAUCAAUAAUGCCAACGCAAACAAGUCCACUCCUCUCUCCUACUCCACUAUGGCAAAAUCAUACCUCAUGGCCGUCUCUGCCUCCUGCUCCGUCGCGCUGGGGCUGAACGCCAUGGUCCCCCGUCUAAGGCGAGUGUCUCCCAAUACGAAAUUGAUCCUGGGUCGCCUAGUUCCCUUCGCAGCCGUCGCCAGUGCUGGCGCACUGAAUGUAUUCCUAAUGCGCAGCGAGGAAAUCCGCAAAGGAAUCGACAUCUACCCAGUCCUAUGCGACGAGGAGAAAGCGAAGCGAGAAGUUGACGGAGAAUUGGAGGUGCAGAGUCUGGGGAAGAGCAAAAGGGCUGCCACGUUAGCGGUGGGGGAAACGGCGAUCAGCCGAGUGCUCAAUGCGACUCCAGUCAUGGCUAUUCCCCCCUUGAUUCUCGUACGGCUGCAGAAAACCCAUUGGCUGAAAGCGCGACCUCGACUUGUGAUGCCUGUUAACCUGGGGUUGAUCUUAACAACCUCCCUCUGUGCUUUGCCGUUCGCGCUUGGCGCAUUCCCGCAACGACAAGCGGUUAGUGCGCGGUCGCUGGAAGAGGAGUUCUGGGGCCGUGGUGGCAAAAACGGUGAGGUUGAAUUCAACAGGGGUAUAUGAUCUUCCUCUUUGAUUACAAAAAACUUUUCUUAAAGUCACUAUUUGGUCUUCUAUCCUCUCAUUUCUAUAUUGGAUGUUCCAUCUUGGAACUAUAGAGCUCCCUCUGCUGUUCCGUUCAUAAUGGAGAUAAAUAAAACUGACGCUGACAAUUUUCCGAUUCCCUGCCUUCCCCACGAAAAAAUAUCAGCAUUAUCGCAUGGCGAAUCUAGCGGCUUCGUAUCCAAUCUCUAUUUACCCAUUAUGCAUUGCUAGCAUCCUAUUGUUAAUUAAGAUAUAUUCGACUUCGGAG
Molecule: messenger RNA, 1440 nt
Organism: Histoplasma capsulatum G186AR
Lineage: Eukaryota; Fungi; Ascomycota; Eurotiomycetes; Onygenales; Ajellomycetaceae
Exons: 7
Coding region: 135-1151 (338 amino acids)
Biological process (GO): mitochondrial transmembrane transport; monoatomic ion transport
Cellular component (GO): mitochondrial inner membrane
Molecular function (GO): monoatomic ion transmembrane transporter activity
Source: RefSeq, a predicted model, not a curated record